Messenger RNA from Gaeumannomyces tritici R3-111a-1, 4913 nucleotides. RefSeq names its product phospholipid-transporting ATPase 1. Bases 713 to 4543 code for a protein of 1276 amino acids. The record is from RefSeq and is a predicted model, not a curated record. Gene Ontology annotation, cellular component: plasma membrane. Gene Ontology annotation, molecular function: ATPase-coupled intramembrane lipid carrier activity; ATP binding; magnesium ion binding. The transcript has 2 exons. Gene Ontology annotation, biological process: endocytic recycling; intracellular protein transport; phospholipid translocation. NCBI's taxonomy places the organism in Eukaryota, Fungi, Ascomycota, Sordariomycetes, Magnaporthales, Magnaporthaceae.
CAAGGAAAUGGAGAUGAGAACGUGGACUCUUCUUCCCUUUCCCCUCACUCUAACCGUUUUUUGAAUGGUACAACCAGACCCUUUGCACGUCGCUUGCCGCCUUUUUUUAUUUUUAUUUUGAGCCUAGUGCUGUCGAGCACACGCCUGCACGCGAGGCACUUACGUCCUUACCUUGCCUACCUAUCGCCCGGCCUCGACUCGUCACAUCACAUCCGCUCCAUCCGUCAACCGCGCGUCGUCCCAACUGCGGGCAGCCUGCUGUUACUGUCGGCAAGACGCCAACCAGACCGAGGCUGCAGCUAGGGGCACCCCGGUCGCAGCCCGAGCGUAGAAGUGCCAGGGACCUUGUGCGCUCCAGGGGGUUGCUACCCGGAAAACGUAUAUUGGACGGAAACGCCAAGGGCAUUUCCUGGGCCUCUCCACACCAGGAUCCACUGCUUCCCAGGCGCUCACUGAUCGCUCCCUGGCCCUCCUCGACGCCGCCGACAGGCCUGGACAGAGCUGCAAAAAGGUCGCGUAGCCAUCGUCUGCUCUCCGCGGGCGUAAACACCAAUGUGGCCUGUCUCUGCGCGCCUGAGAUGACACUGGCUUUGGGCCGGAGCGCGGUAUCCAUCCCAACAAGGACCGGCUCCUGACCAACCGAGAGUCCCUCACCCACUCCUCUGCCAAGCGACUUAGACUGCACCGCAACUAGCGGCGGGCUCACGUCGCCAUGGCGCCGCCGCUCGAGGCCAUCGAGGGGGGGACAGGAAUCCUGCCGGCGCACCGUCGCCGGAAGCGGCUACAGCUGUCGGACGGCAUCGAGCGCUGCUCGGAGAGCCUUGCCGCAGCCUGGCGGAACACGGUCUCGGCCGGCGCGGCCAAGUUCUCAGCCUCUCUCCCCAGCUUCCGCCGCCAGGUGCCGCCUAGCAGCGAUGGCCGGCACAUCCCGCUCGGCGCCCGCUGGCAGGACGUCGAGCUGCGGGACCAGCGCACCGGCAAGCCCUACGUCUCCAACUUCAUCCGGUCCAACCGCUACACGCUGUGGGACUUCGUGCCGCGCCAGCUGGUUUUUCAGUUCAUGAAGAUUGCAAACUUCUACUUCCUCAUCAUCGCCAUCCUGCAGAUGAUCCCCGGGCUCAGCCCCGUCGCGAGCUACACCACGGGCGCCCCACUUAUCGUCUUUGUCAGCUUCAGUAUAGCCAAGGAGGGCUAUGACGACUAUCGGAGGUAUCGGUUAGAUAAGGUAGAGAACAGGAGCGAUGCCUGGGUCUACGACCCUGACGGCGUCGCCAAGAAGGCCAUGUCCAAGUCCAAGAAGCCGCGCACCAGCGGCAAGGGCCAGAAGAAGCGCGAGCGCCUCGACGACGAGGCGGGCAACGGCACCGAGCUGCGCCAGAUGGGCCGCCGUUCAGGCAGCCUGGACGACGCCUGGACACGAGUGCAGUGGCAGGACGUCCGCGUCGGCGACAUCGUCCGUCUUGCGAGGGAUAAGCAGGUGCCCGCUGACAUGGUGCUGCUCUCGGCCACGGGCCCCAGCGGCAUCGCCUACAUCGACACCAUGGCCCUCGACGGCGAGACCAGCCUCAAGAGCAAGCAGGCCUGCCCGCUUCUAGCCAAGCGCUGUGGCACUGUUGCCGACAUCGCGUCGUGCGACGCUGUCGUGGUCUCGGAAGACCCCAACCUCGACAUCUACUCGUUCGACGGCCGCGUCACUGUCGGUGACGAGACGGUGCCCCUCACCAUGAACCAGGUCGUCUUUCGGGGGUCCACCAUGCGCAACACCAAGGAGGCGUACGGCCUCGUCAUCAACUCGGGCGAGGAGUGCAAGAUCAGGAUGAACGCCAACAAGGGAUCGCGCGCUAAGAACCCGGCCAUGCAGGCCAUCACGAACCGCAUCAUCUUUUUCGUCGUCUUCGUACUCAUCAUGCUCGCGGUCGGGAUUAAGAUCGGAAACGAUAUGUUCGAGGCCAGCUAUGGGAGCACGGCCUGGUACAUGUUUGGCGCGCGCCUCAAAACAACAGAGCAAAUCUUUGGCGUCAUCAUUCUGCUCAACACUCUUAUACCCAUCUCGCUCUACGUGAGCCUGGAAAUCGUCAAGAUCGGCCAGUUCUGGAUGAUUCAGGACGUGGAGAUGUACGACCCCGAAACCAACACGCCCAUUGUGGCCAACACGACCAGCAUCCUCGAGAAUCUGGGCCAGGUCAGCUACGUAUUUUCGGACAAGACCGGGACGUUGACGGAGAAUAUCAUGCGCUUUCAGAAGAUGAGCGCCGGUGGCUAUGUGUGGCACCACGACAUGGGCGUCACCGAUGAGGCUCCAGAUGGCGAGUUGCGGACCCGGGAUUUGCUAGAGCACUUAAAGGGCAGUCCAAACUCGCCGCUCUCGGAACGGGCGCUGCAUUUCGUCCUCUGCACGGCGCUCUGCAACACUUGUCUUCCCGAGGUGAAGGACAACGGUGAUAUUGAGUUCCAGGCAGCCUCCCCUGAUGAGCUCGCCCUCGUCAACGCCGCACGGGAGCUUGGGUACGUUAUAGUGGAUCGAGACAGCGAGAACAUCAAGCUCAACCGUGAAGGGGCGGACGGCAAGGUCAGGACCGAAGUCUACGGGAUACUGGACGUUAUCGAAUUUACGAGUGAUCGAAAGAGGAUGACCAUCAUCCUGAGGACUCCGGACAACAAGAUUCUACUGCUCAGCAAAGGUGCUGACAGCGCCCUCCUGCCGCGUUUAAGGCUGAAAAAGCUCGCAGAAAGGGUAGCCGACUCGGUCUCGCGCCGGACGAGCAAACGCCGGAGCAUGCGAAUGGAGUCGUUGAAGAGCCCGCACGACCCCGAGAGCCCCACCAUGUCACCUGCCGGCGGGCGUAGAGGUGCUGGCCACGACGUGCCCAUGCUCCCGGAUGCUGACAUAUUCGAGGCAUGCUUCCGGCACAUCGAGGACUUUGCGUCUGAUGGCCUGCGCACCCUGCUAUUUUCGUACCGGUACGUCGACGAGGCCGACUACAGGAGCUGGAAGCGCGAAUACCUCGAGGCGGAAACCAGCCUCACGGACCGACAGGCCAGGAUAGACGAGGUCGCCAGCAGGAUAGAGGCGGACCUCGAGCUUGCGGGCAUUACAGCUAUCGAAGAUAAGCUUCAAAGGGGCGUGCCCGAAACCAUCGACAAGCUGCGACGCGCCAACGUUAAGGUGUGGAUGUUGACGGGGGACAAGCGCGAAACGGCCAUCAACAUCGGUCAUUCUGCAAAGAUUUGCCACGCGUUUUCCGAUCUCUUUAUCCUGGAUGCCACAGACGGAGACGUCAAGGACACGAUUGAGGGGGUGCUACAGGAGGUGGACGAGGGCGCCAUCCAGCACUCGGUCGUGGUCAUCGACGGCCUCACCCUCACGUUGGUGGAACAGGACGAGGCCUGCAAGAAGCUAUUCUACCUGCUGCUCACGCGAGUUGACGCCGUGAUAUGCUGCCGGGCGUCGCCGGCGCAAAAGGCAAACGUGGUCAAGUGCAUCCGCGACCAGGUGCCAGGGUCCCUGACGCUCGCCAUCGGCGACGGGGCCAACGACAUCGCCAUGAUCCUGGCGUCGCACGUCGGCAUCGGCAUAUCAGGGCGCGAGGGUCUGCAGGCGGCGCGCAUAUCAGAUUACUCUAUCGCACAGUUCCGGUUCCUGCAGCGGUUGCUGUUUGUGCACGGUCGCUGGAAUUACGUGCGGACGAGCAAGUACAUUCUGGGCACCUUCUGGAAGGAGAUCGUGUUUUACCUUAACCAGGCUCUGUACCAGCGCUACAACGGCUACACGGGCACGUCCUUUUUCGAGUCGGCUAGUCUGACCGUCUUCAACGCUCUCUUCACGUCGCUCGCCGUCGUGCUGAUGGGAAUAUUCGAGAAGGAUUUGUCGGCCGAGACGCUACUCGCCAUCCCGGAGCUGUACACGUAUGGGCAGCGGGACAAGGGCCUCAACUUUGUCAAGUACGUGGGCUGGAUGGUUCUGGGCACCGCAGAGGCCUUUGUCAUCUCGUUUGCCGUCUGGGGCGCCUACAAUGUCGCCUAUUCGAACGAGGAUACAACCAUCUUCUCCAUUGGCAACGUUGCCUUUUCGGUUUGCGUCAUCUUUAUCAACAUCAAGAUGCUCCUGAUAGAACUGCACAACAAGACCAUUAUAGUCUUUGGCGGCUUCCUCAUCACCGUGACGGGCUGGUGGCUGUGGAACCUGGUCCUCGCGGGCGUAUAUACGGAAAGCAUCGGCCCGUACAUUGUCAAGGGUUCCUUCAUUCACGGCUUUGGCCGCACCGCGGUCUGGUGGCUCUCUGUUAUCGGGGCGCUCGCCGCCGUCGUGGUCCUAGAGCUAGCCGUCAAGAGCAUCAGGCGCAUCUACUUCCCGAACGACACUAUUAUCAUGCAGGAGCUAGAGCAGAAGCAGAGAAAGAAGGAAGCGGCAACAGCAGGGAGACGCGGCCGGGGAGGAGACGUGAGCGGUGGCGGUGGCGGCCACAAUGAGAUAGACGGGCAGGAGCUAGAGGGGCAAGGCCGGAACCACGGAUUUGGUGCGAGCGGCAAGGCCCCGAGAUGACGACGUAUUCGAAUCCUCGUUUUCUCCCCCCUCGACCAGUCGAGACUUCCCAGCUAGGUAUAGAGCAACUACUAACUCGUAUUGUGUACAUCGCACAUCUUUGCCUAUGGUGGCGAUUCUCCUUUUCUUUUUUCAUGGUUAUAUUUUUCUUUGGUAUUCAGCGGCGAUUUUCUCUCUUUCUCUUCGAAGCGAGCAUCACAAGGAGGAUUGAUAUAUCUAUGUAGGACAUUUUACGCCAUCUCGCUUGAUUCUUGGUUGUUUCUUUCCUUCUCUUGCGGUCUCAUGUUUCCAUGGCUUUUAGAACCUGUCGGGUCUCCCAACGAGCAACACGUUUUGGCGGUAUAUAUGCAAUGACGAAAUACUUAUCCCC